GUUCAACUGAUUUUUUCUGAGGAUUUUGGAACAGAAGGACGCGGAGGGUACUUUGAUCAGUAUGGAAUCAUACGAGACAUCAUGCAAAACCAUCUCUUGCAGAUACUCGCACUUUUCGCAAUGGAGACGCCUGUGAGCUUAGAUGCUGAGGAUAUAAGAAGUGAAAAGGUGAAAGUUUUGCGAUCAAUGAAACCGUUACUUCUUGAAGAUGUAGUUGUUGGACAAUACAAAGGGCAUAGCAAGGGAGGAAAGUCUUAUCAAGGUUACACAGACGAUCCAACGGUUCCAAAUCACAGUCUCACUCCUACAUUUGCUGCAGCGGCCAUGUUCAUCAACAAUGCGAGAUGGGACGGUGUUCCUUUUCUUAUGAAAGCUGGGAAUGCUCUCCAUACGCGAGGAGCAGAGAUCAGAGUUCAGUUCAGACAUGUCCCAGGAAACUUGUACAAGAAAAGUUUUGCUACUAAUUUAGACAACGCAACUAAUGCACUAGUGAUCAGAGUUCAGCCUGAUGAAGGCAUAUACCUAAGGAUCAACAACAAAGUUCCUGGUCUUGGAAUGAGACUAGAUCGCAGCGACCUUAACCUUCUGUAUCGAUCCAGGUAUCCAAGAGAGAUACCAGAUGCAUAUGAAAGACUGCUUCUUGAUGCAAUCGAAGGAGAGAGGAGGUUGUUUAUCAGAAGUGACGAGCUAGAUGCAGCAUGGGAUCUAUUCACACCGGCUUUGAAGGAGCUCGAGGAGAUGAAAAUUGUUCCUGAACUCUAUCCAUAUGGAAGCAGAGGUCCUGUUGGUGCACAUUAUCUUGCAUCUAAGUACAAUGUGAGAUGGGGAGAUCUUGGAGACGCUUAAGCUUUUGACAGAAACAAUAUGAUUUGGUGAUAUCAAAUGAUAUGGUGCCAAAAACUAUGUGUGAUUUGUUUCUUUCCAAAUUAUACAUAGAUUCUGUUAUUUUGGUGGA
Molecule: messenger RNA, 955 nt
Organism: Camelina sativa (false flax)
Lineage: Eukaryota; Viridiplantae; Streptophyta; Magnoliopsida; Brassicales; Brassicaceae
Source: RefSeq, a predicted model, not a curated record